GCCCAUUAACAAAUUACUUGGUAAAUGUGUCAUGGUGUACAAUAUAGCUAGUCAGCUCGCUAGAGGGUGAUUGACUGGUGCAAUUUCAAGUCAAGAAAUCCUUUGUUCAACUUCGAUCGCACGUGAUUUGUAUGAAUCGGCUCUACUGACAUUGUUAUAGCUUCGACUUUUUUGUUAUUCGUCUGAAUUUUAAGUUAUAGGCAUGAAUGUGAAAACAAAUCACAGCCGGGGAUCUUCGAUUCAUUUUACGUUAGCUUUUUAUUUUGGUGGUUUUCGUUAAGUAUUUUAAUUACAACAUAAUACUGAAAUCUGUGGAAUACAUGUGCUUCUAAUAUAAUAGGUUGUGGGUAUCAUUGACACAACGGCUCGGUUGAAGCAUAAUGCUUAACAGCCGUUGUUGCUUUUACUUUAAAGCUUCUCAAGAGCUCCAGAAUGUCUAAGCGACGCUGUUCGGAGAGGGGACCCGGAGAGACCUCGGGCAGGGCCAGCAAGCUCCUGUGUCCUGGGAUAGCUGGAAGCAACGCCAAGAGGGCAGGUCCCUUCGUCCUGGGGCCUCGUUUGGGGAACUCUCCUGUGCAGAGCAUAGUACAGUGUCUGGCCAGGAAGGAUGGGACAGAUGACUUCUACCAGCUAAAGAUCCUGACGCUAGAGGAGCGAGCGGACACUGCCGGGGAGACCCAGGAGGAGAGGCAGGGCAAAAUGCUGCUGCACACGGAGUUCUCCCUUCUCUCACUGCUCCACAACCAGGACGGAGUGGUUCACCACCACGGUCUCUUUCAGGACCGGGCGUACGAGAUCGUGGACGACCCGGAGGUAAACAACGCCAAAGUUCGCCGAAUGAAGAAGCGGAUCUGCCUGGUGCUGGACUGUCUGUGCGCGCACGAUUUCAGCGACAAGACGGCGGACCUCAUCAACCUGCAGCACUAUGUCAUCAAGGAGAAGAGGCUGAGCGAACGCGAGGCCAUUGUCAUCUUCUACGAUGUGGUGCGUGUGGUCGAGGCCCUGCACAAGAAAAACAUAGUUCACAGAGACCUGAAGCUUGGCAAUAUGGUGCUGAACAAACGAACUCAUCGGAUUACCAUCACCAACUUCUGCCUGGGCAAGCACCUGGUGAGUGAGGAGGAUCUGCUGAAGGACCAGAGAGGAAGCCCGGCCUACAUCAGCCCAGACGUACUGAGCGGUCGACCGUACCGCGGUAAGCCCAGUGACAUGUGGGCCCUUGGCGUGGUCCUGUUCACCAUGCUGUACGGCCAGUUCCCCUUCUACGACAGCAUACCUCAGGAGCUGUUCCGCAAGAUCAAGGCUGCAGAAUACUCCAUCCCAGAGGACGGGCGUGUGUCGGAGAACACAGUGUGUCUUAUACGGAAGCUGCUAGUGCUGGAUUCCCAGCAAAGGCUGACAGCCACUGAGGUGCUGGAGUCUCUCAGCGGCAUCAUAGCCUCAUGGCAGUCGGUAUCCUCGCUCAGCGGUCCUCUUCAGGUUGUACCGGACAUCGACGACCAGGUCAACCACCCAGAGCAUCUCCAGGAGGUGAAAGUGACAGAGGAGUCGUCGCAGUACGAGUUUGAAAACUACAUGCGCCAGCAGCUGUUGCUAGCUGAGGAGAAGAACACUAUCUACGAGGCCAAGGCCAGCUUCCUGGCAAAGCGCCAGUUUGGUGCCAUCCCACCGGUGCGACGCCUAGGCCACGAUGCCACUCCUGUCAGCCCCUUGGAUGCGGCCAUCCUGGCCCAGCGAUUCCUCCGGAAGUAGGGACUGUCCCCUUGCCCCGCCCUCUGCAGGACACGUGGGAGCGAGAGACACAGUGGGUCUUUUAAGGGGACCCUGAAACUGAGAGGAACUGUGGGAGCCUGGCCCCAGCUGCCGCUCCCUUUGUAGAAGUGUGGUGAGUUCAGUAGGUGGGGUGGGAAUAGACAUCAGGGUGUGGGGACGGACGGACGGACGGCACAGAUAGGUCACCUGACAACCUCCUGAAGUUUUCACCGUUCUAGUCUAGGUGUGUCAGCUGGAGAAUCUCCCAGUCUGAACCAAUGGCUCUCGCUGAACUCUCCCAUCUCAGUCCCUUACGCUGCUCCGCCAGCUGCACUCAGCCAUACCGCUAAGGGCACAGUGUGACUCGUACCAACCCUUACCCCCACCCUACCAAAGGCUUCCCUCCGCUUUGACCUGGAAAUUGUCCUCCGACCAUUUAUCCUGGAGAACCCUGAGCAACACAGGUCCAGAAUUAUGUAGCAACCUCCCUCAGUUCUCCAAAACGGAGAUCACCCGAACACGGACGUCAUUCACGCGCCCGCCUGCAUGUUGUUUCAUUUUCUCAUAACCAAAAUUAUCUGGACUAGUCCUGUCUGCAAACUACGACUUCAAAUCUACCUCUCUCAAUUUUUUUCUCUCUGCAUAUUCAUAAUGCGCCAUGUUCACCGUUCUUGGAAAAACAAGGAGUUGUGGUAGUGAUGUCACCAUAAGACGAGAGCAUUACUAUAAAGGGUUUGAAUGUGGAAUAUGAAUAAGCUUCCCCCCCAUGAGUAAUAAGUAGCAUUUUAGCAUUCUAUCUGUUCUACAUUGAAGAUGCUAUCAAAGGGUGGUCGAAUCACCAAACUGUCUAAGUCUAGCAGAUAGCAUUGUAUUCUUUCGUUCACUUUCCCUCUGUGGGAAACAGUUUAGCAUUUAGGCAGCUAAUGUCAAGUACCUGGAGGUUUUGAUUCCAACAGCUUGAAGGAGGACAUUUAUUAGACAUUUAUUCUGUCAGACCUUGAUCUAGUUAUUGCUGUCCUGAAUGGCGUCUUCAAUUUAUUGAUCACGACAUCAACACUAAUUUCUUAAUUGCCAAAAAUAAUGGAGUGUCUCAACUGAUUGUUUGCCAAGGAAAUCAUACCUCCCCCUUGUUCACCACUGAACAACUUCCAGGUAUUUCACUUCCUGUUUCUCCUGUGACAUCAUCGUGGGACGUACAAUGGGAAGUGUUGGACUUGAAUGUGAGUGAAUGGUAGGGAUUGUCUGUGUGAUUGUGGCCGUGGUUGUAUCAGAGCCAGCACCUUUUUGAAGUGGCGGGUCCAGACUAAAACCACAUUAAGCCUAGUGAUUUGGUGCAGACCCUUAAGCUAGCUCUCCUCCCCAUCUCCCUUGAUCACCCCUGCCUCAGUGAAAUAUCCAGCGCACUGUGAACAAGAAAAACAGACAGGCUUUUCUAUAAUGGGGGUUCAACUGAAUGUCUUUGUACAGCGGCAUCCCUCGUGUGUAGCGGUGUCCAAAGUUGAAACUCAAAAAUAGCAUUUUCUGAACCCCAUUUAGCUGUCCCUGUAGUUUAUAUUGUACAAGCUAAUCUAUAUGAAAGACGUACAAUGAUGUUGAUUAGUGAUAAUUAAAUGGAUAGGUCUGUAAUCAUUCAUAAAAAGUAAACAAUAUAGUCAUCGAUUAGUUGGUGCUGGGGCAUUCAGUGUUGAUGCAUUCACAUCUUUUACCGAAGGGAUUCCUUCUACCUAAAUGUUGCUAAGCUAAUAACUGAUGAAUAAUGUUAAGCAUAAUGUUCACAUAAGCUUGGCCAUCUCUGUAGCUGCAUUGCUUGGAGUCUGAUACCAUCACCCUAUUUAUAUCCAAACUGAUCACGAGUAGUAACUUGAGACAGUUUCCAACCUGUUCAUUGUAUAUUAGAUUUUUCUCGUCUUUAAUUGUGUGUACAUUGAUUUGUUAUUUAUUCACUCUCUAGACAUUUUCAGGCCUCAGAUCUCUCAUCUUAGCUUUAAGAAGGGUUUUGGUUGCACAUUUUCUCCCAGACAUUGAAUCUUUAUCCACCAUUCUAGUUUGUUCCCCCUCAGCCAUCUUCCUUAAAGGAGAUCUUUAUUUUAUUUUUUGCCAUUGCCACACACUUGUGGUCAGUUAAGCUACACUAAUCUGGACUAUCUAGUGGCCUGGUUCCAGCUCUGAUAAGGGGUGGAUAUAGUGAGGUGAAGCAACAUUUUAGAUUAACAUGUUGAAUGUCUUCUGCAUUAGAGAAAAUCAGAUUAGUGCAACAACAGAAACAUUUAUUUUUGAAAGUUUUGUAACGUUGCACACUCCUGAACAGACCCCCGUGUUCAGCACAUGAUAUAUACACAUGCAUUAGAGGCAGCGCUAGCUGCCACGUUUGGUGACGAAAUGAAUUGAGAUUUUGAGAAAUGCUUUUUCCCACCUCAAUGUGAAUUUCUCACUAUAAAGGCAGUAUUGUAGUUAAUGGUGUCAGUGGAUAAAUAGUAUUCGAUUACCACCGCAGCCCUUGACAAAGUUGAGGGGAAAUGUGUGAUUUAAUUUUAAGGGUGAAAAUGAUGCCUCUAUUGGAUAUAAAUGUAUAGGUUCAUUAUAGAAUGACCUUGAUGUCAGUUUAUUAUCAGCCCCUCCUUUUCACGAUAGCGUUAUGUUUGCCGUAGAUAUCUAAAUGUUCCCCACUGCUCAGGCAGUGUAGUGGGCUGUUGAUUGAAAGCCCUGCAUAAGAAGCAUGGCAGUUGUGUAUGACAUGGAGCUCUUUGUAAAUGAUGUGAUUCUUAAACUUGCAAGGGGGUACCCCAAUAGUGGUUCCUGAAAUUAACCAACCAGAAGAAUUUAGAAUUUAAUUUUGCAAAUGGAAAAACCUGAUGUUUUUCAUAAUACUAUUUUUGUUUAAAGAACAUUAAACAUUGUUUUCCAUUUUCAUUGAUUUCAUUCACCAUUUAAAAAGGAAUAUGUUUUGUCUCCGUGUAACCAUGUAUUUGAUUUGCUGAAUAUUUGAUUUGGAAAUUUGAUGAUGUAUGAUGUUUUGGUAAAAAAAACGGAUUUGCGUUUGGUUGGAUAUGGGCGUCUAAUACAAAACUGGCUAAUUGUACAGAGAUAAAAUAGAUACGUUUGUAUAAAAGAUAUUUUUGUACUUCAUCAGAUCUCUAUGUGCAUGUCAGCAAUAAACUUUGAUAUGGAAACA
This is a messenger RNA of Esox lucius (northern pike), 4924 nucleotides long. It is a transcript of the gene stk40, whose product is annotated as serine/threonine kinase 40. The transcript is spliced from 11 exons. Gene Ontology annotation, biological process: protein phosphorylation. The coding region runs from base 433 to 1752 and encodes 439 amino acids. The record is from RefSeq and is a predicted model, not a curated record. Gene Ontology annotation, molecular function: protein kinase activity; ATP binding. Lineage: Eukaryota; Metazoa; Chordata; Actinopteri; Esociformes; Esocidae.